GGUUGGAUUACCCAUGGUAGUCAAGACUCAAGACUAUCUAUCGUUUGAAGUUAAUAUCGACGCAAGUGUUUGCUUCAUAAUUUGAAGGCCUCGGCAAGUACGUAGCACCGAGAAAGCUGAAUUGUCAAGUGGAUUGAGCAAUCGCAAACAAGAAUUGUGGGGUGCUGUAAAAAUUCAUAAAUUGACGACAACCCAUCGACACUAAGCGAAGGAAUGUUCGUGACAUUGAUUGAAAAAAAAAGGUUUCUUGAAAGAGAAUUUGUGUUCUGGAUUUCGAUUUAUUGUUGUAGACGACGAUGAGAUUCAGCGCCUCCGGCGGGAUUUGCCGGGCCUUCGCGGUGGCGGGCAGACCAGCGAGGUGGCUCUCGACGGCGAAGCACGGAUCGGUGCCCAAUGAAGAGGCGGACGUGGUUGUGAUCGGCGCCGGCGUGGUGGGCUUGGCGGUGGCGCGUGAGCUCGCGGUGAAGCUUGGGAGGGAAGUUGUGGUGGUUGAGUCCGGGCCCACUUUCGGGACUGGCUCGAGCUCUCGCAACAGCGAAGUCAUUCACGCCGGCAUUUAUUACCCUCCUAAUUCUCUCAAGGCACUUUUCUGUGUUAGAGGGAGGCAUUUGUUAUACCAAUACAGCAGAGAACAUGAUAUUCCUCAUAAACAGAUAGGGAAGCUAAUAGUUGCCACCCGAUCUUCAGAAAUCCCGAAAUUGAAUGAGCUUUUGACUCGAGGGAUUGAAAAUGGAGUCGAGGAUCUUAGAAUGAUGGAAGCUGAAGAAGCCAAAAAGAUGGAACCUGAAUUAGAAUGCACGAAAGCUCUAUUAUCACCUGCCUCAGGCAUAAUCGAUAGCCACUCGUUUAUGCUAUCCCUAUUGGGGGAAGCUGAGAACCAUGGAGCAAUCAUCUCAUACAAUACUACAGUGAUUGGCGGUAAAUACAAAGAAGAUCGUUUGCAGCUGUAUAUUUCCGAAAGUCGGGGUCUUAAAAACCAGGACGAAUAUUUAUACACUCCUUUGAGGCCCGACCUAAUUCUUCGCCCGAGACUUGUUGUGAAUUCAGCUGGUCUAGGUGCUCUAGCUCUAUCCAAGAGAAUCCAUGGCCUGGAUAAUGGAAUUAUUCCAAAACCGUACUUUGCCCGUGGCUGCUAUUUUACGUUAUCGAGUAUGAAAACUCCACCUUUUAAGCAUUUGAUUUAUCCCAUACCGGAAGAUGGCGGAUUAGGAGUACACGUGACGUUGGAUUUAAACGGCCAAGUCAGAUUCGGUCCCGAUGUCGAGUGGAUCGAUGGCAUUGAUGACAUUUCAAGCUUCCUCAACUUGUUUGAUUAUUCGGUGCCUGGAGAUCGUGCAAACCGGUUUUAUCCAGAGAUAAGAAAGUAUUAUCCAACUCUAAAGGAUGGAUCUUUGGAGCCUGGCUAUGCUGGUAUUCGACCGAAACUUUCUGGGGCAAUGAAAGAUCCUGCUGAUUUUAUUAUACAGGGAGAUGACAUUCAUGGGAUUCAAGGCCUUAUAAACCUUUUCGGUAUAGAAUCACCCGGGCUUACUUCAAGUCUGGCCAUUGCUGAACAUGUUGCUGCUCGAUUAUCAAGAUAGAUAAUCCGCUUGCCAUUAUGUUACAAAGAAUACCAGACAUUGAAAUAACGUUACAGAAAUUUUUUAAGGGAGAUAAUUCAUUUGUAUUGUUUGCCUUUUGUAUACUUGAAAACAUGUAUCUACUUGACAGUUUCUUGUUCUUUCUAUUGUUAGCAACAUAAUAUUAGCAGAUAAAAUAAAAG
This is a messenger RNA of Striga asiatica, 1762 nucleotides long. The record is from the annotation of a GenBank genome assembly. Lineage: Eukaryota; Viridiplantae; Streptophyta; Magnoliopsida; Lamiales; Orobanchaceae.